This is a messenger RNA of Ruditapes philippinarum (Manila clam), 2940 nucleotides long. Its product is annotated as 5-hydroxytryptamine receptor 3A-like. NCBI's taxonomy places the organism in Eukaryota, Metazoa, Mollusca, Bivalvia, Venerida, Veneridae. The record is from RefSeq and is a predicted model, not a curated record. Bases 615 to 1943 code for a protein of 442 amino acids. Gene Ontology annotation, biological process: signal transduction; monoatomic ion transmembrane transport; nervous system process. Gene Ontology annotation, cellular component: synapse; membrane; neuron projection. The transcript is spliced from 4 exons. Gene Ontology annotation, molecular function: extracellular ligand-gated monoatomic ion channel activity; neurotransmitter receptor activity; transmembrane signaling receptor activity.
AAAAAACAUGAUAUUUUUUCGUUUUCUGAAAAAUUAAAACAAAUCUUACAGUAUAAUAUUUUGUUCUGUCUUAAAAUUAGGAGUUCAGACAUAAAGAGCAGUACCUAUCCGUUACAUGUAAAGAGAAAUACGAGUGUGAAAAGUUGUCUUUACCAGUGCAGUCCGAAUAAACAUUUUUAUAUUUUGGGAACCGUGCUCCAGAUCACGAUAUUUGUUCAUGAUUUUUUUGACAUACUGCACUUGAUAACGGAGAUGAUAUACCACGAUACUCAUGCCGAAUUAACAGAACUGCUUGUAUUCUGUUUUUAGAAUUAAGUACAUAUCUGGCGAUUAAAAAAAAGUAAGAUUUUAAAUUAGAAGUCAACUUUGAUCUCAGUUAUGUCAUAUAAACAUAUGUGAUGUUUAUAUACAAGCCUAUUAUAUACAUAAAAUCCCUUCUUCAUACGAACAUUUUCCAACAUUUGCCUAUCUAUUCAAAAUAUUGUUUAUGCUAUGUGUUGGUGAAUACUUGUAACAAAAGCUGCUAGCUGGUGAAUUUGUGAUAGAUCACAUCCGUGAUGGGCCUCUAGGUAAACCAGUUAAAGGGUGAAAUAACCUUGUAUAUUGUAAAUUCGAUGAAGCGAAAUGGGACACUCUUUGUACGCAGAGGAUAUAUGGUUGUGCUAUGUAUGACUUUUAUAUGGACGUUACUUCUGCUUUGUCCUAUAUCAAAAGCGGAAGAAGAAUAUGAUCUUCCGAAGAUACAAGAUGUCCAAAAAUUGUCUGUUAACCUGUUGAUGAACUAUAGUAAACAUAUUAUACCGUCGAGGAAGAUGCCAUUCAAUAUCUCAAUUGUAACUUAUCUUGAUACACUCGGAAAUAUUGACGAACUAGAAGAAAUGUUAUCCUAUGUCUUUUGGCUAGGCUUUUCCUGGAAAGACGAAAGCAUUAAAUGGGAUAAAAAUGACACGGACGUAGAAUAUGUAAUGUUACCUUGGAGUGAAGUAUGGACUCCCGUCCUUCGUGUUUCGAAUCCACAUUCCGAAAUUAGCAAAAGCCAGAAUGUUGACCGUUCCUAUGAAACUGUUAUAUACAGCAACGAAGGAAAGGCAUAUUUUCAGGAGCUGAUGACAACUCGCACCACUUGCGACCUUGACAUGACCUACUAUCCAUUUGAUAUACAGACGUGCCUAAUUAAAAUGUUUAUCGUCGGACAUCUUAAAUUUCCAUUCAGGAUUGAAACUCGCAUUAAAGAUGAAAAUUUAAUUGGUGACAAAAGUCAUGGCUCCUGGAUGUUAAUCAAUCGCACUGUUUUGUCUAAUUACGGCAUCAUGACGAUAAAGCUUAUGUUUGAAAGAAGACCAUUGUUUCUACUGAUUAAUAUAUUUAUGCCAAUCAUUGUUCUCGCAUUACUUACACCAGUGGUAUUUAUUUUGCCGAAGAAAUCUGGAGAGCGGGUUGGAUAUUCAAUUACGAUGCUACUUGCCAUUUCAGUAUAUAUGACCAUUGUAAGUGAGCAUUUGCCACACAACUCUCAGCCCAUGCCUCUUAUAUCGGUUAUGAUUUUCAUUUGUUAUAUGUUAGACGCCUCGAUAGUUUUUGUAGUCAUCAUUAAUACAAAGAUAAAUGCGAUGAAAAAUAGGGGACACAUACCGUUUUUCUUUAGGAAAUUUGUUCUUCUGACCCGAAAGCUUUUAACUAUAUUGACAUGUGAGAAAGUCCAUACUAAGCCCGAGGAUGAGUCUAUAGAUGCACAGGACAAAGACUCUGGUAGUGAAACAUUAAUCGAGUUACAGAAUAACAUUGAACAAUCUAUUGACUUUAAAAGACCAAAUGAAAAACACGACAUCACGUGGCAAGAUCUUAGCAAUACAAUUGACAAAUGGUGUUUUGUGAUAAGUUACUUAUGCAAAAUUUUGCUCCCUGUUAUUUUCUUUUCAAUAUGUAAGACAAACAGUAGAUGAAAACUGACUGAUUUAAUAUUGUUCUUGAAGAAAGCAUACUAUAUUUUUAGGCUUAAUUUUACGGGGGUGGGGGGCACCAAUCAGUUUUAAUCAUAUGACGCCGACACUUGAAAUAUGAUUUUGCCUAACCUCGGGUGCUACGGACUUUGGGACAAACCUACCACGCCUGCCGGAGCUAAGUGAUACCUAUACUCAGUAAUUCGAACCCAUCUGGUCGCCUUUAACAACAGUUGCUGCGAUUCUAAUGCGUCAUCCCCUCAACCACACGUUACUAAUAUAAAUUAGAAUUUAACCGUACAUACCACUUAUAUUGGAAGUCAUGUAGAUAUAGGAGGCAAUGAAGAAUUAGAUGUUUUAGCUAAACAAUCAUUAAAUUUUAAAAAAACUGACUUAUUGUUUCCUGCUUCUGAUUUCAGAUCGGCUAUAAAUAAACUCGUAUCAUCUGAAUGAAAAGCAAAUUGGGACAAUGCCUUUUUUUUAAUAAACUUCACGAUAUAAACCCAUCUCUUGAUGGGUUACCAUCUCUAUGUCUGCUAAACCGCCAUGAUUAAACAGUUCUUCUUCGAUGCCGAAUAGGACACACUAAUAUUACCCACUCUUAUCUCAUCACGAAUGAUAAUGCCCCUUUCUGUGUAGCUUGUAAUGAAAAUUUUACUGUCAAGCAUUUUCGUCUUGAAAGUCAUGAUUUUUCACAUAGAUUUUAUUGUGUAAACUCACUCAAAGAACUCUUUAAUACAAUUCCAUCAAAGACAUAAUUGAUUAUUUGAAAGAGAUAAAAUUGUAUUCUAGAAUCUUAUUGGCUUAUUCUUAUUGUCAUUUACAAAAUUUUACAUAACAUUUUAAGCUUAUUAAAGCAUUCGACACGAUAUGGCCAGUUAUGUGUUGACGUGCCGUAAAAAUCCAAACAAACAAAAACAAAUCCUUUAUACAGUAAGGUUGGUUCUAAAGCUGUAACAAAAUCAUUUGAUCACCCCCUAAUUUGUCAAAUGAAUUAAGG